Molecule: messenger RNA, 1317 nt
Organism: Penicillium lagena
Lineage: Eukaryota; Fungi; Ascomycota; Eurotiomycetes; Eurotiales; Aspergillaceae
Product: exopolygalacturonase
Exons: 10
Coding region: 1-1317 (438 amino acids)
Biological process (GO): carbohydrate metabolic process
Molecular function (GO): polygalacturonase activity
Source: RefSeq, a predicted model, not a curated record
AUGCGCACUUUUUGGCUCACUAUCCUUGCUCUGGCUGCCGCCAAGAGCUGCGGAGCUACAGAUGCCCUUUCGCCUCGUCCCCACAUUACGUGCUUUCCCAAUCCGUGCCCCGGAGAGCAUCGGACCUUCCCACUACGCGAAAAACUGUGCUAUGUUAAGAGCACAGGAGAUGGCCAGGAUGAUUCGCAGCACAUUCUCAAUGCAGUCUAUGAAUGCAACAAUGGCGGUCGCGUUGUGUUUAGAGAAGGUGUUAACUAUACCAUUGGAACUGCAUUGGAUCUGACCUUCAUGAAAAACAUCGACCUUGAUAUCCAAGGAUACAUUCAAUUCACCGAUAACACAACCUACUGGCAAGACAAUAGCUUUCAGUUUGUCUUUCAGAACGCCACAAGCUUCUGGCUUUGGGGUGGAGAUGGUGUUGCGGUCUAUGGAGGGGGUACGAUCAAUGGCAACGGACAGGUCUGGUACGAUUUGUACGCUAAGGACCCGCUUUUGAAUCGCCCAAGCCUGAUCGGCAUCGAGGGUUUGCAUAAUUCUGUUAUUUCGAACCUUAACUUGAGACAGUCACCCACAUAUCACUUUUUUAUGGCCAACUCAUCUGAAGUGGUGAUCGACGGGUUGAGCCUGAUCAGUGUCUCGUCAAAUGACAAUGAAGCUGCAAAUACAGACGGUAUCGAUACGUAUAGAUCUAAUAACGUGGCACUUCAAAACUGGGUAGUGAACAAUGGUGACGACUGUGUUAGUUUCAAGCCGAACAGCACGAAUAUGCUUGUCCAGAACAUGCAAUGUACCGGCUCACACGGGAUUUCUGUCGGAUCUCUCGGCCAAUAUCCAAACACAUACUCUAUCGUCGAGAACGUCUAUGUUUAUAAUGUCUCGAUGAUCUCUGCCUUGACAGGUGCAAGAGUCAAAGUUUGGCCAAACACUCCGUCAUCUGAAGCGGCUGAUCUGCAGGGAGGCGGUGGCAGCGGCAGAGUGAAUAAUGUUGUAUUCGAUACAUUCACUGUCAAAGACGUGGACUACGCCAUCGAACUGGACCAGUGCUAUGGACAGAGUAAUCUUACUCUGUGUUUCGAUAACCCUAGUCCUCUCAAUAUCAGCAAUGUGAUAUUCAAGAACUUCCAAGGCAUAACCAGCAGCAAAUAUGCACCCGAUAUUGUGACUUUCGCUUGCAGUUCGACUACGUCUUGUUCUAAUAUCCAGGCAAUGAAUAUUGAUGUUCAGGGUCCUGAAGGGUCUCUGGCUUACUGCCAUGAUGUUGAUGAGUCUUCCCUGGUCGGUGUGAAUUGCACAGGUCCCUACAAGGGCUUUGAGUGA